AUGCUAAAGGAAGUGAAGAAGUCUCACAAGGAUGGCGAUUUGUGGGCCUCGCGUCUGGAAACUUCGGCCUCACGUCACAACAAGAAAACAGCAGAAGAAAAGACUAGUGAGCUCCAGUCUUGUCAGAAAGAGCUGUCUUCAGUGCGCAAUGAGAUCAAGGUCUUAGAGGAGAAACUUGUUGAGGCUCAGUCGAAAGCGGCACACCUGGAAGUCCAGUUACGGAACGCAAGUCGUGAGCCCACCGACGCUGGAGAUGAAACUCAAAUCAUCCACUUACGCAACAAUCCUUUGCAGUGCGCCGUAGAUGCUUAUGGUGAAGCUGAAAAAGAGCGCCUUCGAAAGCGAAAGGCGGUAUGUUGGCUCUUCCUCUCAUAUAAAACUACUGACAAACUAUACCAAAUUUUUUCGCAGCCUUUUGGCAACUCUGCCGAAACCACUUACAAACCGAACUUCAAAGAAAACUCUCGUAUUUUCCCAUAA
Messenger RNA from Haemonchus placei, 480 nucleotides. The record is from the annotation of a GenBank genome assembly. Lineage: Eukaryota; Metazoa; Nematoda; Chromadorea; Rhabditida; Trichostrongylidae.